CAACAAGUGAGCGCGAUGUUUUUCAGUACCACAGUGCGGACAGCUCCUCUUUAAUAUACAAUACUUCCUGUUUGAUAACUUUCCAUUUCCAACAUAACUUCUAAUGAGAAAUUCACCUUAUACUAUUUACUGUAUAAUAGUAAUAACAAUAAUUAUCAUUAUAACAACAACAAAACCAAUUUUCAUUAUUAUCAAAACAUGUACCUACUGGCAAGGCUCUCAAAAUUUGCAUAUGUAUUUUUAUUUAUUUAAUCUGUCCGUGAUAAUACACACAUCAGUGUUUAUCCUUUUCCCCUCGGUUUGGAUGUUUAUUAUGCUCUUUCAAGCUUUUCGCUGUGUUGUGGUACACACUUUGGACUCUAAGUGACGCUGUUGAACAAGAAUAUAAUGUGUAAUCAACAACCUCCCUGUUGCAGUUCAGUGAUGUUCUUUGUGAAAUCACACUGAAGUAGUCUUAGAGGCAUCAUCAGUAAACGCAUAUAUCUUGGAUGAGAAAUACUUUUUGGACUCUGGUUGCUUUGUUGUUUUGUUUUUUUAAAUAAUAUCUUAACCACGCAGUUCUGGAGGACUUUAUAUUACUGGAUGCAGAUCCGAAGAUCACGGUUCCUUUUUCCCUGAAAAUUUCCCAUUCUGACAUGGCGUAUCAGCAGCUGCUCUGCAAAUGGCGUUUGUAUUUCGGAUUCCAACCGGCAAUGGUAAUUUUUUUGCUUUUCUUCUUUAAAAUCGUAGCUGGUCAGAUCCGCUACUCAGUACCGGAGGAGAUGAAGAAGGGUUCUCUUAUCGGUAAUGUAGCACAGGAUCUUGGUUUGGAUCUGAAAAGGCUUCAUUCUGGUCGAGCCCGUAUCGUCACCGGAGAGAACAAUCAGUACACUGAGCUGAAAACAGACAAAGGCAUUUUAGUCGUCAAUGAAAGAAUAGACCGUGAGCAGCUUUGUGGAGACGUGACACCGUGCAGUUUCAGCUUUGAAAUGAUUUUAGAAAAUCCCAUGGAGCUACACCACGUAACGAUUGAAGUGUUAGAUGUGAAUGAUCAUCCUCCCGUUUUCAAGAAGUCAGAUAUUAUGUUAGAUAUAAGCGAGUCCGCUAACAUUGGGGCGCGAUUUGUGCUGGACAGUGCAGAAGAUCCUGAUGUCGGCGUCAAUGGCCUGCAAAAUUAUGUUUUAACCUCAAACGACAAUUUCGUUUUGAAGCAACAUGUAAAUCCAGACGGGAGUAAAUAUGCAGAGAUAGUGCUUCAGAAACAGUUAGACAGAGAAAAGGUUCCCAGUCUCUCUUUGAAGCUUAUAGCAGUAGAUGGUGGAAAUCCACAGAGAUCUGGAACCGUAAAUAUAAACAUAGUAGUUUUAGAUGCCAAUGACAAUGCGCCCGUUUUCAAUCAGUCUGUUUAUAAGGCCACGGUGAUAGAAAACGCAGCAAAGGGGACUAAAAUCGUUACUGUUAAUGCUACAGACGUAGAUAGUGGGUCGAAUGGUUACAUCACAUAUUCAAUUUCAAAUGUGAAGAGCAAUAUAGCUGACUUGUUGUCCAUAGAUCAAGUCUCUGGUGUGUUGUCUGUUUCGGGCCCAAUAGAUUUUGAGAGGGAUAAGAAAUAUGAGCUCAGAAUUGAUGCAAAGGAUCAGGGAGGUUUAACGGAUUCAAGUAAAGUGAUAAUUGAAGUUACUGAUGUGAAUGACAACGCCCCUACUAUUAGCGUCAUGUCGUUCACUAGUCCUGUGUCAGAGGACUCCCCUCCCGGUACAACAAUUGGCAUUAUAAAUGUAAAAGAUCUCGAUUCAAGUGAUAACGGACAAGUAAACUGUAGAAUAGAACAAAACGCACCUUUCAAAAUAAAAUCCAAUUUAAGAAAUUACUAUACAUUGGUGACUGAUACUGUAUUAGAUCGUGAACGUGUUUCAGACUAUAACAUCACUGUUGUUGCGACAGAUGCAGGAAUGCCUCCUCUCUCCACAAAAAGAACCUUUCAUUUAAAGGUCUCUGAUGUGAACGAUAACUCUCCAGUGUUUUCACAAGGUGUUUACAGCGCUUUUAUUGCGGAGAAUAACUCUCCAGGCGUUUCUCUUGUCACUGUGAGAGCUAAAGAUCCUGAUGAAAACCAAAACGCUCGCAUAUCGUAUAUUCUGGAGGAUUCUGAUCUUGACGGAUCUCCAGUUUCUCAGUCUGUGUCUGUAAAUGCAGAAAGUGGAGUGAUACAUGCAGUUCGCUCGUUUGAUUAUGAGCAAGUUAAACAAUUGGUUUUCGUCGUCAAAGCUCAGGAUGGAGGCUCGCCUCCACUCGGUAGCAACGUGACUGUAAAAAUCCUGAUCCAGGACCAGAACGACAACCCUCCUCAGGUUCUGUAUCCAGUCCAGACUGGUGGCUCUCUGGUGGCUGAAAUGGUGCCUCGUUCAGCAGAUGUGGGCUAUCUGGUGACUAAAGUGGUGGCUGUUGAUGUGGACUCUGGACAGAAUGCCUGGCUCUCCUAUAAACUGCAGAAAGCCACAGACAGGGCGCUGUUUGAAGUGGGCUUACAGAAUGGAGAAAUAAGAACUAUCCGCCAAGUGACUGAUAAAGAUGCAGUGAAACAAAGACUGACUGUUAUAGUGGAGGACAACGGGCAGCCCUCUCGUUCAGCUACAGUCAUUGUUAACGUGGCGGUGGCGGACAGCUUCCCUGAAGUGCUGUCGGAGUUCACUGACUUUACCCAGGACAAGGAGUACAAUGACAACCUGACUUUUUACUUAGUGUUGGCUCUGGCUGUAGUUUCCUUCCUCUUCAUCACGUGUUUAGUGGUUAUUAUAUCAGUGAAAAUCUACAGAUGGAGACAGUCUCGCAUCCUGUAUCACUCCAAUCUCCCUGUGAUUCCAUAUUAUCCACCACGUUACUCAGACACUUUGGGGACAGGGACUCUCCAACACGUGUACAAUUACGAGGUGUGCAGGACGACUGACUCCAGAAAGAGUGACUGUAAGUUCGGCCGAGCUGGUAGUCAGAACGUGUUGAUAAUGGACCCCAGUUCUACAGGGACGAUGCAGCGGAUACAGAGUGAAAAGAGCAUCCUGGAUGAACCAGACUCUCCUCUAGAGGUUAGUUCAGUUUUAUCACCUGACCCAAUCUCUGGAGCUUUGCGCUCGAAAUCCCACUACUUCUCUUCCUGCUGAUUGCUUACUGUGCUUUUAUUCUAACCUGCCAGUUGUAGCGAAAUCAGUAAUGUGCCACUAUACGGCAGCAAUCAAGUGGUGGACUUUGUUUAAUGAAUGUGACUGUUGUUUUCCGUUUUAGAAGAAAUAACUUUUAAGUCUCUGCACAUUAUAGCGGACCA
Messenger RNA from Lates calcarifer (barramundi perch), 3298 nucleotides. Its product is annotated as protocadherin beta-11-like. NCBI's taxonomy places the organism in Eukaryota, Metazoa, Chordata, Actinopteri, Centropomidae. Gene Ontology annotation, molecular function: calcium ion binding. The record is from RefSeq and is a predicted model, not a curated record. Gene Ontology annotation, biological process: homophilic cell-cell adhesion. Gene Ontology annotation, cellular component: plasma membrane.